Molecule: messenger RNA, 1196 nt
Organism: Dromaius novaehollandiae (emu)
Lineage: Eukaryota; Metazoa; Chordata; Aves; Casuariiformes; Dromaiidae
Gene: CFAP77
Product: cilia and flagella associated protein 77
Exons: 8
Coding region: 1-1068 (355 amino acids)
Source: RefSeq, a predicted model, not a curated record
AUGGUUGCAGCUCAGGAGAGAUCCGGUUUCCCAAUGCCAUCAGACACGGGGGGCUCAGAUCCAGGGCUACGCAAAUCGGAGGUGACCAAAGGCCGGGGAACUCGAUACACCCGGCUCCGCUCUUCAGCCAGCUGGGCCAUCCGCACCGAUAAAACACCCCACCGCUGCGGCCGGUCUGAGCACGGCACUAUCCCAACCCAGGACGGGCACACUCGGGUCACAACUGUCAGGCAGAUCUGUAUUCCAGCCAAGCGGCUCUGUGACAGGCUAAACCCGAACGCAGGCGACGGUGGCGGAGCCGGGGAAGAAGAAAGGACCUUCUGCAUCAGCCUGGGCUCCACCUCUCCCCACCGCCGGAGGACGCGGUGCACCUACAGCGCCCGAGGACAAACAGGCGAAACCGGCCUCGCUCGUUUGCGAGCAGAACUGGGAAAGCCCCGCAGAAGCAGCUAUACUCUGCCAGGCCCUGAUUUUUCGUAUGGGCUGUACGUCCACGGGACGGACGGAGGAGUCCCUGAAGCGAUCGGCCGCUGGCACGCCAUGAAGCCCACUGCGGUACUACGGAAGAUGCCCCGCGACUACAUUACCAUGAACCGCGGCGCUCUGAAGGCCGGUUAUGCCACAGCCCAUGAAUUUAACCUGUACUACAAGGCCAAGGAAUUUCGGCGCAAAGCGGAUGAGGAGCGUCGCUUCAAGAGAGGACCUCCCAAAGUACCUGCGGACAUGACGUACGGCAUCGUAUCACGGCCUUCCACUCCCUUCUUUGAUCUCCUCCAUCACAAGUACAAGGAGCUGUGGAUGGAACAGCAGAGGGCAACAACAGUGAUCCAGCGAGAGGAGAAAAAAAAGAAAGAGAAAGCUUAUGAAACUCGCACCACACUUCUCCGAAAACACCCACUACCUGCAAAAGAGGAGUCCUUCUGGCACUUGCCCCGCUUGGAGAAGGUUGGUCCUCAUCUCAGUACUUUUCCAGACAGCGAGGCUCGUAAACGGGCGUUCAGUGCCUACCAUUCAGAAAGGCCUGCGAGAUGCGGUCCCCUUCACCAGGGCAUCUACACAACUAACUGAAGGCUCGACCACCACAGUGCGCUGAGCAGCAUAGCCUUUAGACCCCUGUAAUAGCCAUGGAAAAUAGGUUUUUUUUCUACAGAUUUAGGAAAGUUAUUCUGAUGUUUAUGUAGCCAAAUAAAUCAAAU